CUUUUCCUGAUGAACUUUCAAUUUGGUGGGAUUUGAAAACAGGAUUUAUCAGUUCCAGGGUCAACCUGUCACCAUCAUCACAUCAAAUUUGACAUUUUUAGCUUGAAAAGUGUGCAUGCGCCUCAUGUGUCAUGUGUCUCUAAAUUCAAUUCUGUAAUUGCUUUGCAUCUGUGACGAGUAGGACAACAAAAGCUCACCACACACAUCAGUGACCUUCUUCUCUUCAUACUACAGCAAAAAGUUUGGCAAUAUGUGCUUUUAAAUCAUUUAGGGGAAUGUUUAUGAUAAAUUAAAUUCUGUAACAUUUACAUUCAAUAGUUUUGUGUAUGUGAAGCAUAGGACUACGAUUAUUACUAAGGAUUUGCGACAAUGCACCUUUAUUUUAUGAAAUGUACAAAUGAAAAUACCUAAAACAAAAAACAUUUAAUAAAAAUGGCAAACUCAAUGUAAUUUAAUUUCUCUUUUAAAACAAAUUAAUCGUUAUAUUACUGUACAUAUUAUUUUAUUACAAUACUGUAACUAUUAAUUAGAAAUCCCACAGUUUUUGAAUGUUUAUUGUGAGCUGCGAUUUGUCCUACUUUUUUGACUGUCGUUGAACGUACCACCCACGUUCUCGAUGCAAAGAAGAAUGUAUGGAUGUAUUUGGAUGUAUUUUACCCCCUUUUUCUUUCACCUCAUAUUUUCUCCCAAAUGCUGAUACUAUGUGAGAAUUCAUAAAGGUAAGAUUUGAUGACUUUGAGUGCUAAUGUGCAUCUUUGUGGUAGUUCGAUGCUACAUCGCUAACGCUAGCAAAACACUGGACUUAGCCACGGUCAUCACAAGGGUAUCAAUGUACCCUUUUUUCCCCAUUUCUGCUCAAUAUUUCAUCUUCACCAAGCAGCAGUUGGAAAAAACUGCUGUAAUUUUAUGAGAAUAAAGUCAAAAUGUUAAAAAAAUGUAACAACAAUAUGAAUGAAAACUUUAAACCUCCUAUUUUAACAUGUGCUCAAAUGACACUGAGAAUAAUUGUUUACAUCUCGCCCUUCCUAUCUACGUUUAAAUACACGAGUAAAUAAUAAGAAUGUAAUUAAUUAAAACGAAUGUUUAGUGUACUGUAUAAACAAGUUUUGUUUAUAUAUGAUUUAUUCAUCCAAGUAUAGCAUUUGUGUUGUCCAUGGAGAUGAAUGUCCACAUUAGUGAUUGUGCGCGUUACCAGUAUCUUUCAUUCCCAGAAUGAAGCCUUCACCGGGGCGGCCCGGCGGGGCGGAGCUUAGACUCAGUGCAGAUUCCUGGAAAGCUUGUAGAGAGAAGCCAGCGCGAGAUUCCCGGGAGCGCGCGCCGCUUCAAGCGUAGGCAGCGGUGGAGGGCGGCGCUGGAGGGCACUCGCACACAAAAAAAUAAACCCCACACACAAUCUAGACAAGAAAUAUGGAAUCACUACGCUAAUCUGAUAAUUGGGGUGUUUUUUUUUAAGUCGAUUGUGAAAAGAAGAAAAGAAGCGAGGACUGAGCACGCGCGCCCACACGAGCUUUGGACUAUGCGGCAGUACCCUGGUGACGUCACAGCUGCCGGUGCCGAGAGGCGUUCUGAGAAUAGACUUCUAGGAAAUUGUCCUUUUUAAAAGACUAGCCUUUCCCUCUCGUCCUUUGCACAUUCGACACACACUCCAUCCGCGCAGACUUGUCUCCUUUUUUAUGACCGCUAACAUAUUACAUUCUUUGAUUUGAUUUGAACAAAACACGCUAACAUAUUUACACACUUUUAAGCUAACGUGUUGUUUUGGCUGUAAUUCUUUUCUUCAAGUUGGACCUUUUUUUGUUUUUGUUUUUUUUUACAAGACUUUUUUUCUUUGACAGUUCUCUUUUUUUGGGGGGGAAAGAAGGAAUACAACUGGAUUCACCUUUGUGGACUGAUGAACUAGUAUAGUACUGUAUAUACUGUAGUAUAUACAAGUACAUACUGUAAUAGUAUGAUUCUAUGUGUACCAGGUCCCCGAGCACUUUUGCCCACUGCUCCAUCCACUGAGGCCCCCCAGAGGGGCAUGCGGGCAGGCACAGGAGCAGCUACGCCUUGCCUUCAGAGCAGCACGUCGCUAUGGGACCCCACCAAAGACUUGCGAGCGAUUGCGAGCAACUUCUGCUACCUAGAGACAUCAGGGUGGUACUGGGGGAGUGUAAGCGCAGUUCAAGCCCACAAUGCACUUCAAGAGGCAUCUGAAGGGGCUUUUUUGGUACGGGACAGCAGCCACCCUCUCUACAUGCUUACCCUCUCGGUGAAGACGGCGCGGGGCCCCACCAGCAUACGCAUCCAGUACAGCUGCACUCAAUUCCUACUGGACUGCAGCUCCCCGGCCAGACCCAGCCUGUCGUCGUUCCCCGACGUGCCCAGCCUGGUGCAGCACUACAUGGGACCAGAGAGGAGAGCGGAGGACGGCCGGUCGGAACAGCAAGCCCCUUCCAAAACCGCAAUCCAGGACGCGGCGUCGGCGUCGUCGGUGGUGUUGAAAUUAAAGCGAGCCGUGUACAAACCCCAGAGCCUGCCGUCUUUGCAGCACCUCACACGCUUGGUCAUCAACAGGCACUCGGACUGCCACGAGCAGCUACCACUCCCCAGGCCUCUGCUGCGCUUCUUGGAGGACUAUCCCUUCAAGGUGUGACGAGGACAGAAACCAACAAAAAAAAAAAAAACCUGGGAAUGACGAUGCUGCUUUGGAACUUUGAGGAGGAAAUGUUGGACACAGGGUCAUUAUUUUUAAAUUCACUUCAUAUCAGCCAAUGUGUGUGUGUGUGUGUGUGUGUGUGUGUCACAUUUGGACUGGACUGCAUUACAUGUACACACAGUGAUUCCUUUUACACACCGUUGCCAUUUUAUUUUUCUCAGUAAAUAAUUUUUCUACAUUUUA
Molecule: messenger RNA, 2881 nt
Organism: Doryrhamphus excisus (bluestripe pipefish)
Lineage: Eukaryota; Metazoa; Chordata; Actinopteri; Syngnathiformes; Syngnathidae
Gene: cisha
Product: cytokine inducible SH2-containing protein a
Biological process (GO): intracellular signal transduction; phosphatidylinositol phosphate biosynthetic process
Cellular component (GO): phosphatidylinositol 3-kinase complex
Molecular function (GO): 1-phosphatidylinositol-3-kinase regulator activity
Source: RefSeq, a predicted model, not a curated record